UCAUCAUUAUAAAUCUACUUACUAUAGAAAUGUCUUGUUCACACUUGUACAAAAGAUAAGGUAGGAAUCUAGACACGAUUGCAUUAAAAAAUAAUGAACAAAAGAAUUUUCUAAACAGAAAUAAAAUAAAGUAAAAUUAUUAGAGAAAAAAUUAGCCAAUAUGCCUUCCUACCUUGACCCAUUUCAAAAUUCCUCUCUUACCGCAUGCUUUGACCACUUUGACUUUUCUACUACUUUUUUUUUUUUUUUUUUUUUUUGGUGGCUGCCCUUUAUAUAUCUUUCUCUCUAUAUAUUUCUCUAAUAACCUUUUUUUUCCCUUAAAUCUCAAAAAGAAAAAAUAAUAAUAAUAAUAAUUUUUAAAAUUUAAUUUUCUUCACUAUCAAGAAUAUUCAAAAUUUUCUUUCCACAUUAUACUAAACACUGUCACUAUAUAAUUUUUUUUUUUUUUUGCAUGUACUUAUUAUAGACACAAAGAUACAAUAAUUUGUUGGGAAGUCAUUUCAAAGCUAAUAGUGGUCUUAUAUAUUUUCAUUUUCAAAAUCAUUGUAUACUUUUUCAUCAUAUUUUUAUUUAUUUAGACUCGAAAUUUGUGAAUAUAACAGAUUCGCGAGUACUUUAAUACUUUUCAAACUAUCAUACCUUUCCAUAGAAUUUUCAUUUUUCAUUACCAACAAACAAACAACCUUGCUCUUCUUUCAUUGGUAUUAAUUGUAGUAGUCUUAUUGCUUAGUUGAUAAUUGACAACUACCCUACUGAAAUUGUUUUGCAUAAUACAUUAUGCAAGUUCAUUCAUUCGAAUGGACUCGGUCUUCCAACUCGGUAAUGGAGACCGAGUUAGCUAUCUCUGUAGUCUGAUGCAAUCCUUUGGUGCCUCCUACAUUUGCCUUUGGACCUAUUCACCUGAUCUCAAAUUUUUGUACUGUGAAGACGGGCACUUCCAAGAAGAGGCGAGUUCUUCGACUGGAGGAGUAUCAUCAAUUUCUCUACGACUCUUUAACGAGUACAAACAUUCUGUUUUUCCUGUUGGGAAUGACCUUGUCCCAGGACUUGCAUUCAGAGAUAAAAUUCUCAGUUUAAAGCUGCAGGAGAUAGAUCUUCAACGCCUCGCAUCAAUCGAAACACAGCGUCGAUUCUACAAGGAAGCAAAUAUAAAGACUGCGGUAUUCUUUGGUUGUAAGAGAGGUGAGAUUGAACUCGGCAUGUCCAAUAAUCAACAAAAUUUGGAGAUGAAGAUACAAAACUUAUUUUCGGCAAUGGAGUUUCCGAGGCCAACAGAUCAACAACAAAACAAGCCUUCAUCCUCUUCUUCUCAAUCAAUGGAUAGUCCCGAAUACACCUCACUCUUUUACAACUUCGCGAGUUCUUCAAGCUUUCACCUUCAACCAGAACAACCUGCAGCUGUUAUUAGGGAGACUCAUCCUAGCAUAAUUAAUCAACAUAGGACAACAAACACGCAAUCGAUCCCUAUUACAGCGAAGACAGCAACAAAUACUGCAACAUCUUCUGUUAAUGCUUCUCAUCUUCAACAUCCUUUGCUACAAAACAUUCCUUUCCCUACAGCAGAAACCACUGAUGCCGCCUUAACAAAGGCGUACUUAGCAAUCUUGUCAUCUCCUUCUUCAUCAUCAACUGGUGGUGAGAAAAGUUGUCUUCCAUAUGGUUUUCAAGUAAGGCAAAGGGCAAGUGCUUUUACGAGUUAUCAAAGCCCGUCUUCUACUCAGAAGAGGCUUGAUUUGAGGAGGCAAACCUUGCUAAAAGGCGCUAUUGCCUUCUAUAGAGGGAUACAUUUUAGGAGGAUUCAAGAGCUUUCGUUACAAGGGUCCGGUCGCCCUACUAGCAAUCAGUUGCACCACAUGAUAUCUGAAAGGAAAAGAAGAGAAAAAAUCAAUGAAAGUUUCCAAGCUUUAAGAUCCUUGCUCCCUCCCGGCACCAAGAAAGACAAAGCAUCAGUAUUAAGAACUACAAAAGAGUACUUAAGCUCUUUGAAAGCUCAACUCUCGGAGCUUAAUAAGAGGAACCAACUCAUGGAGGCACAACUCAUAACGAGGAACGAGCCUACAUCACCAAAUACAACAAGUUUAGACGUCUCAACCAACGAAAGAGUAACGGUUAGGGUUACGCCGGUCUCAGAAUCAACAUCAAGAGAAAGAAUGGUGGACUUGCAAGUAAUAUUGAGGAUGGAAACUUCGGUACCAGAUUUGGUUAUUAGAGUGUUAGAGUUUCUUAAGCAAGUCAAAGAAGCAACAAUGGUGUCAAUGGAAGCUCAAACUCAUCAAGAAACUACAUCAACUAAUAAUCAAUUUCCUACAAAUUGGGUCACAUUUAGGCUGAGAAUUGAGGGAGAAGAAUGGGAUGAAUCUGCUUUCAUUGAAGCAAUCCGAAGACUUCUUGCUGAUUUGGCCUCUUGACGUCAUUGACAAUAACAUUAUUUUGUCAUUUUGAUUGCUAGCAAUUACACCCAUUCAUUCAACAACAUUUUUAGGGUGGUGUUAGUAUUUAAUUCCUCAUAAGCGAUUAUGACUACAAAUUAUUAUUUCAUAUAAUUGAGAGUAUUUUUUUUAGGAUAGCGAUUUUGAUUCAAUGUGUGAAUUAAACAUGAGCAACAUGCCAACAUGUGUCCUUCCAAGCACACAUAUACAUUGUGACGUUGUUAGACCUC
This is a messenger RNA of Chenopodium quinoa (quinoa), 2659 nucleotides long. Its product is annotated as putative transcription factor bHLH041. Gene Ontology annotation, molecular function: protein dimerization activity. Bases 798 to 2408 code for a protein of 536 amino acids. The record is from RefSeq and is a predicted model, not a curated record. NCBI's taxonomy places the organism in Eukaryota, Viridiplantae, Streptophyta, Magnoliopsida, Caryophyllales, Amaranthaceae. The transcript has 8 exons.